Messenger RNA from Anolis carolinensis (green anole), 1978 nucleotides. RefSeq names its product ubiquitin conjugating enzyme E2 M (gene ube2m). The coding region runs from base 501 to 1052 and encodes 183 amino acids. NCBI's taxonomy places the organism in Eukaryota, Metazoa, Chordata, Lepidosauria, Squamata, Anolidae. The transcript has 6 exons. The record is from RefSeq and is a predicted model, not a curated record.
GAGACGGAGGGCGGGCUGAGGCGGAAGUUGCCGACGGUCUUCCGGGAAAGGCCGAAGUGGGCUGUCCGUUGCCUUCCGACUCUGACACAGAGACUCUGUAGGGAAAAGCAGCAGCGGCGGCGGCGCGGCGACGCUCUGAGGCGGGCUCUCUCGCCUCACCCUUCUUCCCCCUCUUCGGUCCGUCCCUCUCUCUCUUCCCCCAUCUCCUCCUCCUCCUCCUGUGUCCCGCCCGCCUUCCCCCCUUCUCUCCAUUCACCGGCUUCUCUUUGGGCCCACUUUCGGCCAGGCCUUCGGAGUCGUUGCCGCCGCCUUCCUUGGCCCUUUCCCUCCCUCCCUCUCUCCUCUCCCUUCUCCCUCCCCAAGGCCCCGGCUCUGGGUCACUAGGCCGAGCGGGAGGACGAGGAGAGAGAGGUUGGGGCCUCCUCCGAAGGGUGAGGAAGGAAGCCAGCCAGCAAACAAGCCAGCGAGGGAGCCGCCGCCGACCCCAAAGACCCGCCAGGAUGAUCAAGCUUUUCUCGCUGAAGCAGCAAAAGAAAGAGGAGGAAUCGGCCGGAGGGACCAAAGGCUCCAGCAAGAAAGCCUCCGCCGCCCAGCUCCGCAUCCAGAAAGAUAUUAAUGAACUGAAUUUGCCGAAAACGUGUGAAAUAGACUUUUCAGACCAGGAUGACCUCCUCAACUUCAAGUUAGUUAUCUGCCCAGACGAGGGCUUCUAUAAAGGUGGGAAGUUUGUUUUCAGUUUUAAGGUGGGGCAAGGCUACCCACAUGACCCACCCAAGGUCAAGUGUGAGACCAUGGUGUAUCACCCAAACAUAGACCUAGAAGGCAACGUUUGCCUAAAUAUCCUCAGAGAGGACUGGAAGCCUGUACUAACAAUAAACUCUAUAAUUUAUGGCCUGCAGUAUCUCUUCUUGGAGCCAAACCCCGAAGAUCCCCUGAACAAAGAGGCUGCUGAAGUCCUCCAGAAUAACAGACGCCUGUUUGAGCAGAACGUCCAGCGCUCUAUGCGGGGCGGUUACAUUGGCUCCACUUACUUUGAGCGUUGCCUCAAAUAGAACUGACCGGCUCCGGGCACAAACCUGCCCUCCCCUUGCCCCUUCAUCUCCCUUCCAGCUCUCCUAAGGGACUCUGCCAACACCGCUGCCUUCAGCCAUCAAGGGGGCACAGGAGUCAGAAAUUGGCAGGGGCCCCCUUCCAUCUGCUCCCCCUACUUCCUCGCCCCACCUGCUCGCCUUCCUACCAUCCCUCUGCCAGCCUGGGGCCUCGGCAACUGCUGCCUCGCCAGAUCCUCAUACCUCUCUCGCCACUCUCCCUAUGUGUUGCUGUGGGGAGAGGGGUGAGGUUACUGCUGCUUUGCCCCACCCACCGUGUUGGGGUAGUCAUGUGCCCUCCCCUGGGACCGGUAUGUGGGACCCCACAUUGGUGCCCGUCUGCCUUUCUGUGGGUGCGGGUGGGGGGUGCUGUGGUUUUGCUGCUAAGAACAGAAGGCUCCCUCUGCUCAGGCGCUCCCUGCCCACAGCGCAGUGUCACCCUUCUCUGUGAGCUGCUGCAGGCCACUUGGCUAUCCUAACUUCCUCCCCUGCUGGGCACCAAGGCUUCUGAGCGUAACUAUUUAUUACAUGUGGGAGGCUUGUGAGGGUUGUGUGAGUCUGGAAAGCUAAAGAGGGGUGCUCAGCCACCUCCGCUCUGCCGCAGGCGCCGUGGCUCUGGGGAGGCUGGGUCGGGCCUGGAAGUAUUCCUUUUAGAAUCAACUCACUUGUGUGUCUGGUUUUUAAGGAAAAAUAAAAAGACAACCAAAACAACGAAUGCUAAUAAUAGUAGUAAUAAAAAUGUAAGCGGGGCAGUGCUGUCUCCACCGGGGCCUGUCCAGCAAUGAACUCUCUCUCUGCCUCUCCAGUGACUCCUGCAAGCUCCUGGCCAAAAUAAAGCCACUGUACUUCUAGUGUGUCGGGUUAUUAAAGGGGAAUGUUAGCGCACUCAA